Molecule: messenger RNA, 1587 nt
Organism: Mesitornis unicolor (brown roatelo)
Lineage: Eukaryota; Metazoa; Chordata; Aves; Mesitornithiformes; Mesitornithidae
Product: multidrug and toxin extrusion protein 2-like
Exons: 16
Biological process (GO): xenobiotic detoxification by transmembrane export across the plasma membrane
Cellular component (GO): membrane
Molecular function (GO): xenobiotic transmembrane transporter activity; antiporter activity
Source: RefSeq, a predicted model, not a curated record
UUUGUCGCCCAGCUGCUGGGGUUCCUGAUCAGCGUGGUCAGCUCCAUCUUCUGCGGCCAUCUGGGGAAAGCUGAGCUGGAUGCUGUGACCCUGGCCGUGUCCGUUAUCAAUGUGACGGGCAUCUCCAUUGGUUCAGGUUUAGCCUCAGCAUGUGACACGCUGAUGUCCCAGACGUAUGGUGGCAAAAACCUGAAGCAGGUGGGCACCAUCCUGCAGCGAGCGAUCCUCAUCCUGCUGCUGUGCUGCUUCCCUUGCUGGGCGCUCUUCAUCAACACCGAGCGGAUCCUCCUGCUCAUCCGACAGGAUCCCGAGGUCUCCAGGUUAACUCAGGUCUACGUGAUGAUCUUUAUUCCAGCGCUUCCUGCGGCGUUCCUGUACCAGCUGCAGACAAGAUAUUUACUAAGUCAGGCGAUCAUUUUGCCUCAGGUGCUGACGGGGAUUGCAGCCAACAUCCUCAAUGUGGCCAUGAACGCCUUCUUCCUGUAUGCGCUGAAGCUGGGGAUGGUGGGCUCUGCCUGGGCUAACACAGUUUCUCAGUACACCCAAGCCAUUCUGCUCUUCCUCUAUGUGUGGUGGAAGAAGAUCCACGUGGAGACCUGGGGCGGUUGGACCAGGGACUGCCUCCUGGACUGGGGCUCCUUUAUCCGCCUGGCAGUGCCCGGCAUGCUCAUGAUGUGCAUUGAGUGGUGGACCUUUGAGAUUGGGAGCUUCUUGGCAGGACUGCUCAGUGUGGUGGAGCUGGGUGCACAGUCCGUCAUCUACGAGCUCUCCUCUGCGGCGUACAUGGUGCCUCUGGGCUUCAGCGUGGCUGCGAGCGUCAGAGUGGGCAAUGCCUUGGGAUCGGGAGAUGUGGUGCAGGCCAAGACCUCCUGCAUCACCGCGCUGCUGUGCACAGAAGUUUUUGCUGUGGUGGUUGCAACAUUACUGGGAACCCUGAAGGACAUCGUGGGAUACAUCUUCACCAAUGACAAGGAGAUCGUUUUCUUGGUGUCCAAAGUGAUGAUCAUCUUUGCUCCGUUCCACUUGUUUGAUGCAGCAGCAGCGACCUGUGGCGGUGUGCUGCGGGGCACUGGGAAGCAGAAGAUGGGUGCUAUCGCCAACGCCAUCGGCUAUUACGCCAUUGGUCUGCCCAUUGGCAUCUCGCUGAUGUUUGCCGCUGAGAUGGGGGUGUUAGGUCUGUGGGUGGGGAUGAUCGUUUGCAUCUCUUUGCAAGCCCUUUCCUUCUCUGCUUUUGUCAUGCGGAUGGACUGGAAAAAAGCUGCAGAAGAGGCUCAAGUCCGAGCUGGCCUGAAAAAACAAGUGGAAGACGUGAACUCCAAUGGCACAGCUGCUAACAAAACAUCUGCUGUGGAUUACAUCUCUGUUGACACGGACACCAUGGACACUGUGGUCCUGCCUGAGAGCAUGGUGGGAGGCGAGAGGCAGCCUGACCUUCAGCUCAUCACACAGGAGGAGCCUGCCAUCGUCCCUGCGCCUGCAGCUGUGGUGUGGAGGGCCCUGAUCAUCCGCCACGUCCUGGCUGCUGCUGCUGCCGUCGCAGUCCUGCUGGUGGGCAUACUGGUCCGGCUCCUGACCAGCAAUAGCUAG